This is a messenger RNA of Quercus robur (English oak), 3512 nucleotides long. RefSeq names its product G-type lectin S-receptor-like serine/threonine-protein kinase At4g27290. NCBI's taxonomy places the organism in Eukaryota, Viridiplantae, Streptophyta, Magnoliopsida, Fagales, Fagaceae. Gene Ontology annotation, biological process: protein phosphorylation; recognition of pollen. The coding region runs from base 850 to 3336 and encodes 828 amino acids. The record is from RefSeq and is a predicted model, not a curated record. Gene Ontology annotation, molecular function: protein serine/threonine kinase activity; ATP binding. The transcript has 7 exons.
AAUUUAUAAACAGAAACAGUCACGCCGGAGCUCUUUAGCUCUCUCUCUCAAUCGAGCGCGGGCCAUUUUCAGCAAGGAGCAGACCAGCCAUUCGUCUACUGACCACACCGACGAGAGGAAGUGCCUUUGCAAAUGCCGCCGAUCGAAGCCCAUUUUCAGGUAUCGUACCUGUGGGUUUGAUCGUUCUGGUUAGCCUUUUGGGACUGUGUGGGAUUGGUUCGGUUUCUUUGGUUGUGGACAUUCUUAUCGUUUCUUACUUGUUAUUUUAGUUGAAUCUUGAAAUGGGUAUUGGCUUAUGUGCCUGUUUUUAUAUAUUAUUGUUCUUGGCUUGGAAUUAUUAGUAUUAUUGUUUCUUACUGAAUAAUUUUAACGUGAACAUUUGUUAAAUUUUUGACCUGAGUAUAGUAAUAAGUGUAUUUGAAAUUGGUUUCUUUCAAUUCUGUCACAAAGAAAGUCAGAAUUUAAUAAGUUGUAUAUUGUGAAGGUAUUCUUUAAAACAGGUGGGUUGGUGCUUUGGGUUUGGGUCUUGAAAUAUGAAUAAAGAAAUAAAUAAUAUGUAAAAUGAAAUAGAGUCUGGUAUGAAUGUUCAACAAUGCCAAAUGGGUGCAAAAGCUAAUAUAAAACUUUGAAUUCUCAUAUAGCCCAUGUGACAAAGAACCUGUCCUUUUCAAUUUCAAGACAAAAUUGCUUUUAUUAACGUGCGGACUACGGUUAUACUGGUGAAGAAAAAAAAAUCCAUGUUUUGUGGAAAAUUCGUAGUGUGGAAAAGUCAAGGAAGGAGGCGUUGUUGACAGAUUUCAUCAAUGCGUAAACAUAUCUGAAAUUGCUCCUCCUUCUCAUUGUUUAAGUAUGAGUGAUAAGCAAGGGGGGUGUGAAACUAAACAAUCAAUGGGCAUUCUUUCUUUUAUUUUUCUGCUUACUUAUUUACUCUUUUUGUUCUUUAAAGUCUCCUUUGCAAUAGAUAGCAUUACCCCAUCUCAAUCUAUUAGUGAUGGAAGAACGCUGGUCAGCAAAGAUGGAAGCUUUGAACUGGGUUUCUUCAGUCCUGGUAGUUCCAAGAAUCAUUACUUGGGAAUAUGGUACAAGAGUAUCCCAGUUAAAACUUUCGUUUGGGUUGCAAACCGACUCGACCCAAUCAAUGGCUCAUCUGGCUUGUUGAAAAUAAACAGCACAGGCAAUCUUGUGCUUAUGAGUCAGAAUGAGAGUGUUGUUUGGUCAAUAGGAUUACAAAAACAAGCCAGGAAUCCUGUGUUACAGCUACUAGACUCUGGAAAUCUUGUACUAAGAGAUGGAAAUUCAGGAAUCUUUCUGUGGGAGAGCUUUGACUAUCCGUCUGAUACAUUUUUACCAGGAAUGAAGAUGGGAUGGGACUUAAGGAAAGGUAUUAAGUGGCGUCUUACAGCAUGGAAAAGUCCAGAUGAUCCAUCUCCUGGGGAUUUCACAUAUGGGAUAGAAAUGCAUCCAUACCCCGAGCCUGUUAUUCGGAAAGGGACCGGCAAGUUCUACCGUACAGGCCCAUGGAAUGGUCUUCAGUUCAGUGGUUCACCAGAUCUAAAGCCCAAUCCGAUUUACGAUUACUUCUUUGUUUCGAAUGAGUAUGAAGUGUACUAUACCUACAACCUCAAAAAUAAAUCAGUAAUCUCAAGAAUAGUUUUGAACCAAACUAGCAAUACACGUGAACGCUACAUAUGGAUUGAAGCUAGUCAAGUUUGGCACCGCUAUACAUCAGUACCUAGAGACUAUUGUGACUAUUACGGCCUUUGUGGAUCCAAUGGAAAUUGUAUCAUUAGUGGAUCACCGGUCUGCCAAUGUUUACAAGGAUUCAAGCCUAAAUUACCGGAAAAAUGGAGCUUAAUGGACUGGUCUCAAGGUUGUGUACGCAAUAAACCUCUGAGCUGCGAUAAAGAUGGAUUUCUCAAAUUUGUUGAUUUGAAAUGGCCAGAUACUACAUAUUCUUGGGUGAAUCAAAGUAUGAGCCUCAAUGAAUGCAGGGCCAAGUGCUUGAACAACUGUUCAUGUAUGGCUUAUACAAACUCAGAUAUCAGAGGAAGUGGUAGUGGCUGUGCCAUGUGGUUUGGUGAUCUAAUGGAUAUUAGACAGUUUCCUUCUGGUGGGCAAGAUUUAUACAUCAGAAUGCUGGCUUCAGAGCUAGAGGCAAGUCAUGUUCAUAAGAUAAAGAGAGCAGUGAUAGUUGCUGCCACCCUUGCUGCAGUUUGUGGAAUGCUCUUAGUUGGCCUUUACAUUUGCAGAAGCAGAACAAACUUAAAAGUAAAAACAGAGAGAAGUGGAAUUAUGGAUUAUCAGAACAAUGAAGGCCAUAACGAAGACCUUGAGCUCCCUUUCUUUGCCCUAUCCACAAUAGUUUGUGCCACUGAGAACUUUGCAAUCAACAAGAAGAUUGGUGAAGGUGGUUUUGGAUCUGUUUACAUGGGUAUACUAGAAGAUGAACGAGAAAUUGCUGUCAAAAGGCUUUCAAGGAGUUCUGGACAAGGAUUGAAUGAAUUCAAAAAUGAAGUAAGACUAAUUUCCAAGCUUCAACACCGAAAUCUUGUAAAACUUCUUGGUUAUUGCAUUCAAGAAGAAGAGAAGCUGCUGGUUUAUGAAUACAUGCCCAACAAAGGCCUGGACUCCUUCAUUUUUGAUCAAAUGAAAGGCAAAUUGUUAGAUUGGUCCAAGCGCUUCCACAUUAUAUGUGGGAUUGCUCGGGGGCUUCAAUAUCUUCACCAAGAUUCUAGAUUGAGAAUUAUACAUAGAGAUCUCAAGGCAAGUAAUGUUUUACUUGAUAGUGAGAUGAGUCCUAAAAUUUCAGACUUUGGCAUGGCUAGAACUUUUGGAGGAGAUCAGUCAGACGGAAACACAAAGAGAGUGGUUGGAACUUAUGGUUACAUGGCACCAGAAUAUGCUUUUGAUGGACUCUUCUCAACAAAAUCUGAUGUCUUUAGUUUUGGGAUUUUAUUGUUGGAGAUCAUAAGUGGGAAGAAAAGUAGAGGGUUUUAUCAUCCAAACAACAAGCAUAACCUUAUUGGACAUGCAUGGAUACUGUGGAAUGAGGGCAGGCCUUUGGAAUUGCUUGAUGAAUUUUUAGGAGAAUCAUGCACAAUGUCAGAAGUAUUGCGUUGCAUUCAUCUGAGUCUCUUAUGCGUGCAACAACGUCCUGAGGAUAGACCAAGCAUAUCUUCUAUUGUUGUGAUGCUAGGCAGUGAGAGUGCAUUGCCUCAACCCAAACAACCUGGUUUCUUCUUGGAAAAGGAUUCAAAUGAAGGGCAAUUUCUCAGGAGUAAACGCGAAUCUUCUUCAACCAAUGAAAUCACAAUCACAUCGUUGGAGGCUCGCUAACAAUUUUUUACCAAUAUCAUACAACAUUGUCAAUGUAGAAUUAUAAUCAUCAUCAAAUAUUGUAAAUUGUAUUCCUACUCUCAAGUAAGAGAGUCCGCAUCAGUGGAUAUAAAAUUUUGUAAAUUUUGCAAAAAAAAAAAAAAACCUACAUUUUCUAUUUUACAUCCUCAUUUUUA